AAUACUUUCUGAAAAUGGCAGAAGCUCAUCAAGCCGUAGCAUUUCAAUUUACAGUAACUCCAGAUGGGAUUGACCUGCGAAUGAGCCAUGAGGCUCUCAGACAGAUCUAUCUCUCUGGUCUCCAUUCCUGGAAAAAGAAGUUCAUCAGAUUCAAGAAUGGAAUUAUCACAGGCGUGUAUCCUGCUAGCCCAUCGAGUUGGCUUAUUGUUGUGGUGGGGGUGAUGUCAACUAUGUAUGCUAAAAUUGAUCCUUCUUUAGGAAUAAUAGCUAAAAUCAACCAAACCCUUGAUACAACUGGUUAUAUGUCCAACCAAACACAGAACAUUGUGAGUGGGAUGCUUUUUGGAACAGGGCUAUGGGUAGCCCUUAUUAUGACAAUGCGAUACUCACUGAAGAUGCUGCUUUCCUAUCAUGGAUGGAUGUUUGCUGAACAUGGCAAACUUUCCCAGGGAACCCAGAUUUGGAUGAGACUGGUAAAGCUUUUCUCAGGUUGUAAACCAAUGUUGUACAGCUUUCAGACAUCUCUGCCACGACUACCGGUCCCAGCUGUUAAAGACACUGUAAACAGGUAUCUGGAAUCAGUUCGACCACUUAUGGAUGAUGAACAGUUCAAAAGAAUGGAGGGCCUUGCCAAAGAUUUUGCAGUUAAUCUUGGACCAAAACUGCAAUGGUAUUUGAAACUGAAAUCCUGGUGGGCCACAAACUAUGUUAGCGACUGGUGGGAAGAAUAUAUCUACCUCAGAGGACGUGGGCCAAUUAUGGUUAAUAGUAAUUACUAUGCAAUGGACUUUCUGCAUGUUAUUCCCACCUCCCUGCAAGCAGCUAGAGCUGGUAAUGUUAUCCAUGCCACCCUUCUCUACAGGAAAAAAUUGGACAGACAGGAAAUCAAGCCAAUUCUUCUGAUGGGAUCCACUGUUCCGCUCUGCUCAGCUCAGUGGGAGCGAAUGUUUAAUACCUCCCGUAUCCCAGGAGAGGAAACAGACACUAUCCAGCACAUAAAGGACAGCAGACACAUUGUUGUGUAUCAUAAGGGCCGUUAUUUCAAAGUCUGUCUCUAUCACGAUGGUAGACUAUUGAAAGCUCGGGAAAUUGAACAGCAGAUGCAAAGAAUUCUGGAUGACAGUUCACAACCUCAGCCUGGAGAAGAGAAGUUAGCAGCUCUUACUGCAGGAGAUAGAGUACCCUGGGCUAAGGCUCGUCAGGCCUAUUUUGGCCAUGGGAAGAACAAGCAGUCCUUGGAUGCUGUGGAAAAAGCAGCUUUCUUUGUGACUUUGGAUGAAACUGAGCAGGGAUACAGGGAAGAGGAUCCAGUGACUUCAAUGGAUGCAUAUGCAAAGUCUCUGCUUCAUGGCAAUUGUUAUGACAGGUGGUUUGACAAAACAUUCACUCUUGUCGUAUUCAAGAAUGGCAAAAUGGGCCUGAAUGCGGAACAUUCUUGGGCAGAUGCUCCUAUUGUUGGACACCUUUGGGAGAAUGUUAUGUCUUCCGAAUGCCUUCAAUUGGGAUAUACAGAGGAUGGUCAUUGCACAGGAGACAUCAAUCAAAAUAUUCUAUUCCCCACCAGACUACAAUGGGACAUCCCUGAAGAAUGCCAAGAAGUGAUAGAGAGGUCCCUGUGCACUGCGAAAACUCUAGCAAAUGAUGUCGACUUCUUCUCUUUUCCCUUUGAUAAUUUUGGCAAAGGAUUAAUCAAGAAAGCCAAAAUAAGCCCUGAUGCCUUUGUGCAACUUUCCCUUCAGCUGGCUCACUAUCGGGACAUGGGAAAAUUUUGUUUAACAUAUGAAGCCUCUAUGACCCGCCUGUUCAGAGAAGGAAGGACAGAAACAGUGCGCUCGUGUACUAUUGAAUCAUGCAAUUUUGUUCAAGCCAUGGAAGACCCAACCCAAAGUAAUGAAAAGAGGUGUAAACUAUUCAGGAUUGCUGCUGCUAAACACCAGCACAUGUAUCGCCUUGCCAUGACUGGUUCAGGCAUUGACCGUCACCUGUUCUGCCUUUAUGUGGUGUCCAAAUACCUUGGUGUUGAGUCUCCUUUCCUCAAAAAAGUUUUGUCAGAGCCUUGGAGGUUGUCAACAAGUCAAACACCACAGCAGCACAUUGAUCUGGAGAAGAACCCUGAGUUUGUGUCCAGUGGCGGAGGCUUUGGACCUGUUGCUGAUGAUGGUUAUGGUGUGUCUUACAUUAUUAUAGGUGAACACCUCAUCCAUUUUCAUGUGUCCAGCAAAUUUUCUUGCCCUGAGACAGAUUCUCACCGUUUUGGAAAAAACAUCAAACAAGCAAUGGUUGACACUCUGGCUUUAUUUAACAUUGCUUUAAACUCUACCAAGUGAUUUCCUAAUAUCAGUGCCAGUCUCCUACCACUGGGGUGAGAACUCUUCUGAUCAAUGAAUGAAAGAAGCAAUGGUUGUAGGGGCAUUUGAGUCACAAUCAUCCAGUGAUUACCUGUGAAUAAGGAUUCACCACCUAGGCUGAGGUUCAAAUAUCCCAUCACUCUGCAAUAGCUCAGAAGAGUUUUCUUCCCAUAAGGGAUCACUUUUGACAUUCUAUGUGAUUCUAGGGAUGCUAUAAGUCAACAUCAAGUGAAAGAUGUGUAUUGUACCUACUGUAGGCCUGUCUCAAUUUUGUGUACAUUUGAUAACUUUUUACUUAAAAUCUGGGUCUACUUGUAUUCCAAAUGAGUGGACAAAAUUUAUUAAGACAACCUCAAUCAGCAGAAAUGUUUGAGUUUAUAUGUACGGAUUGCAAAAUGUCAAUUAGUAUAUCAUUGAGUGACAAAAGACUUGUUGGCAUUCGUCUAAGUUGUCACUUUUUAAAGGUAUUUCUUUGCAUUGAAAAUAUUUCACAAUCUGAUGUAACCUAAUGUAAUGCACUAACUGAAAAUAUACUGUGCUUCUUGGAAAUAAGUAAAAGCUAUAGUGGGUGAUAAAAUAGUUGCAUUACCCAAAAAGAUGGCAAGUAUCACCUAUUUUCGUGUUUUGUAAGCAUAUAAUUUGCUACAUCUUAAUUUUAUUACCAUAUAAACAGACCUGCAUGUUGUGUGAGCCAGUGCCUUAAACAUGAAAGGCCUCAAACACAAAAAAAGCCUUACACUAUGGGGUGCUUGUUUUUUGUGUUAUAGAAAUUUUCUGUGGUGAACAAGGAGAAUGGGAUUGUAAAUUUAAUUCUCAAGUUGUGAUUUAUUUAGGUGCAACACAGGGUAGAAAAGUGCAUGUUCUUAUACAUUGCAAUUUUGCUAAGGGCCCCUAUGUGAAAUGCCCCUUGAAAGCCCAGUCCCCUGGUAAAAAAAUUGUUUUUCUACUGCCAUGAUUAAAGGAGCAUCCACAUUUCCAAACAUCUUUAAAGGGAAAGGAUUAAGACAAACAAAUGAUAAUGCCAGAAUGGCGAAAUCUGGCAUUCUCUGGUUACCUGGAAAGGCUAUAGGUCAAGUCAGGGAGGACUCACACACAAUUGAUGAGGAAAGCCAAUGGGGAGGGAAGGAAAGGUGCGGGGGUGGGAGGAGGGGACUGAACAAUACCACUUAAAGGUAUAUAAUGGAAGUGCUGAAAGCAAAGAAGAAACCCCUCCAGUUUGCUUGCUAUGAAAUUAAAUGAAGUAGGUUUUUGUGAUACCUUUUCCCUGGGAUUCAAGAUUGUGGUCCUUCUAGACAGUCUUCGUAUCACACAGAGCCUACGCAGCAUAAAAUGUGGCAAGUAUUUGUCAGAGCAACUGUAUAUAAAAGGAUCAUGUAACACAUGCAGUGGUGCUUAAUAUCCAAAUGAUACUCCAGGGCUAUAAUAACAUUAACAGUCCUGUGGAAAAAAAUGUUUAAUUUAGCUGUAGACUGAAAAUAGGAAUAUUUUCUGUUGUUUUAUUUUGUGUCUGCCACUUUUUUUUUCCCCUCUGGGUUUUGCAUGAGUUUGAUACCUAAAUUUGGGAAGGUAGGCCCUGCUGAAGAUCACAGAUGCAUAGUUAUGCAAAUAUUGUAAUGCAGGAACCCAACAGAAGUGGACCAGAGAUAUUUUUAUUGGAUCAGAUAGUGUGCAGGCAAGGAGAUUAUCAAAUAAGCCUUACUGCAACUGGCAGGCAUGGCAUCUAAUCAGACUACUGCAGCAACUUCACAGUGAGUUGUCCUUUUGCAGCUGCAGAAAUCAUGCACUAUUUAUGACCACUGACCAAUUUGUAUUAAAUUAACAUUAAGACAUUAGCUUGUAGAAGAUUUUUUUUUUUUUUAUUAAGAACAUAUUUAGGUUUUACUCUCAGGUUUUAAAUGUUUCAUAUGUAAUUUGUAGGUAUUGCAGUUAUCAAUGCAAUUUUACACUCCUUAAGAGAGUGUAAAUAUAAUUGGCACAGGAAGACUUUGUUUUUAUUGUACAUGUUGAAAAGGGUGAUAAGUUUCAUGUAUUUUUUAUUUGGAGCCAAGACGUUCUAAACAGGUAAGGUUUGUCUUUCAUUUAUCUUAAAAUGUCAACUUCAUGUAAAUAAAAAUGUGCUCUUUUGGAUGUAAAUCUUAAAAAUGCACAGUAGGUUAUUAAUAAAAAAAAUCUAAAUUCUCCCAUA
Molecule: messenger RNA, 4533 nt
Organism: Pelodiscus sinensis (Chinese soft-shelled turtle)
Lineage: Eukaryota; Metazoa; Chordata; Testudines; Trionychidae
Source: RefSeq, a predicted model, not a curated record